GUGUCAGUCGACCGCCGGUUGUCGUGACGUCCGUAUCGUCGUAUAGAGAACAACGCACGUCGUCGACGACUGAUUUCUUCCGCGAAACGAUCAUCGCGAAUGUUACAAGGGACAACGCGCGCGGAGUAACCAAGAACGCCGGCGUGAAGAAGUAUUCACGUGGACGGCCGUAGACUCGCGGAGCUACCUUUGUUACAACACGCGGCAGAACAUGACGGAGACAACAUUGACGGAUUACGAGGAAGGCCUAUGUUUCGACGAGGAUGAUCCGGACUUCGCGCCCCCAACUAACACAGCGGACAAUAUCACCGUUGCUCAACGUUUGGCGAACAGCAAUGUCGUUGACGAAGUCACCAGUCGAUCAAGUCAGAUCCAAUUAAAUCAGCUCAACAUGUCGGUCACUUCUGUGCAGCCCAAUGCGGAGAGCCUGUCCCGUCACGGGAGCAACAUCUCCUUAUGCCAUAGCUUGUGCGGGAGUGUGGACGACGGUCUCCAAGGCUCGCAUCCCCAGUACCAGGACACGAUUGUCACGAUAGAGGAGCUACGGGCUCAACUGAACUCCUGCUUUACAUGCGGGGUAUCGUGGAGCGAGGAGCACGUUUCCUUGGACUGCAGCGAAUGUGGCGGCUACUCUCUACAACGACCGUGCCCGCUCUGCGACGGUCGCUGCCAUACCGCGUGGAAGCGUGACCUCACCAUGUCGCACGCAAGCGGCAAAGCGAGAUGGAUCGGCGAAUGCGGCCUGAGCUGCGGACCUUCGUUGGAGGAAUCACUGGUGCCCGCGUUGGAGAAGUUGCGGGCUACUUCGUGAACGCCGUCGACGGCCGGCACUCAAGCCAUCGACAAUGCACAAGACUUAAUCCAUCACUCCAUCUAGCGUCACCCACCAUCAUCGCGUGUGAGAGGAACCAAGAGAGAAAGAGGGAAAGAUAGAGCAAGAAAAAGUAUGAAUGCGAAUCGUACGUGAUAUGGAUUAUGUUCCUGAGGAGGGCGGUUGACGACAUACAAGAAGAAAGAGAGAAAAGGGCGGGAAAGAAGCAGUAAAAGCUUGCUCCCGUGACUGCUCUCUCUCUCUUUCUCCACAUAUAUAUAUCUUUUUCUACCGACGAUACAACGUCGGAUUGGGUCGGUUUCCCGAUGUCUGAGACCACUGUCAUGGUUGUCGUCGCUGGUCAAUCACCAUCGUCACCGCCUUCCCGGCAGAAGCGCAAUGCUACACGGAAGCUGACUCCUACACGUUGCUGCGAAUUGGCUUUUUGAACGCGCCGCGCGGACUACCAAAGCAAGAAGACCAUCUGGUGCCAUCUGGUUCUCGAGUGGACCCCGAUCCAGCUAUCCGAGCUUUCUUCAUUCGCCGCCCGGACUGAAGAUCGUAAGCAGGGCUGCUUUGAUCCAUCGCAUUGAUGCUUCCCUUCGGCGGUUUAAUUCGUCGAUGAAUCUUAACUGAAGUUCCACCACCGGCAGUUCCUCUUUCGUCGCUGCGUAAUCUUCUUUCUUUGGACACAUUAUAUUAUUAUUGCACAUUGUUAUGGAAAAAAAAGUCUACGGUUUCCUUUGAGAUAACCACGACGUUGAGAGAUUGCGAGAUAGUCUUCAAUUCACUAAACCGUCUCGAAAGUUAAAAAGGCUUUUUUGCUCGGGAACGCGCAGACGGCAUCUGAACCGAUUCGAUUGUCCUUUGAAAUCUUUUAGAAUUGUAGAUUCUAAACCGAAUAGUUCGGCGACGGAGACGCGCGUGUGCAUGAUGAAUGCGUGUGUGUACGUGUAGCAUUGAUGAGAGAAGUCGGCUAGGCGUGAACCGUGUAUGUACGGGACACACUCGAAUAAUUCCGUCUGGGUGCGUCUCGCAUUUAUCCGGCUUUCUGUAUAUAUAAAUAAUGUUCGAGAAAUGCGAAUAGUUAGCGCAAUUUUUCGUCUCGCUGUUCGCGAGACGGUUUUUAAUUUCUGGACUUGAACGUAUAGAGCGCUUUCCUCUUCGAGAGCGACUCGCUCGCAGUGCAAUUGCGGCUACUCCACCGCGCCUGUACUCAUCGAAGACUCGUUACGAAUAGACCUUGACGAUUUUUUUACAUAGACGGAAAUCGUUCGCCACUCUGCAUUUUUUUUCUCUCGAAGAUUCAUCGCUCACGACUCGAGCCAUCUCGACGAACGGUAGCUUUAGAGAUCUCCAGUCGUUCCUACACGUAAUAUCCCGAGAAGCCGGACUUUCACUUUACUUUUUUACGUAACGCAAGUUACAAGCCUCGGCCUCUCUGUCGCGAAAGGAGCGCGUUUGCAUUAUGCGAAUUUUAGGAUAAUUACUAGGCGAGAAAUUCAUCGACUUCGAGCGAUCUGACGGCGCAAAGCCGACGAGCGGCUUUCGCGCGAGAGCACGACGUAUCGAUGCUAUAGGACGAAUUGUAACUCGAUAAUCUUGCUUAAUCGUCACGCUAUAUCACCGGCGAGAGACGACCCCCGAGCUUUGCGGAUGUAUACGAUAAACGACAAAAUUAGUUCAAGUUGCCUCUUCUAGUAAGAAUUUGAUGUUUAAUCAUUAUAACGCGGUUUAAUCGUCGUCAUAGUCCUAAGGAUCGAUAGGCAAUCGGUGCGAAUCCCAAGGAAUAUCGUUUCCACCCUGAGGCAAUUAGCUGUCGUCAGCGAAUUUAGUUCGUAGCCGUUCGUUUUUAAAUCGAGGAAAGGUAAAAUCACUCACUUGUAUCCUCUAACUUGUAUAAUUCGAGCAGAAAUCACGCGAGUUUCCUUAGGCCUAUGAAAGUUCGAAACGAGUUCCGUUCGUAUUCGUAGCAUUUCUCUAAAAUAGCAAACAAACGAAAAAGAUACGUCUUGCUCGCUUAAAUCGUCCGCUUUCCCGGCGGAACUUCUUCAUUAAUAAGUCCGCCCGAGUAUCUCCCGUAAUUCAACGAUUACAGACUCAACGCGAGAAAGAUCGCGAGUGUCGAGAAGGAAAAUCUCGUUCUCUUAAAAAGACUUCACUUAGUUGAAAUUGAUGUAAUUUCACUGAUAUUACGUCUCUAAUGAUGAUAUUAUUUCACGAAUUGUUUCAAUGAUUUCCAACAUAAAUUGAAAUCGAUAUCUGGCUAUUAAAUACGGUGCUCGCGGUCGAUCUUUCGUGUCGAGUCGUCCUGGAAAGCAUUUAACGUCGUGCCAAUGACUCUCUCGGAUUUGUAUCGUUUUGUAAGAAAUCCCGUGCCGAAGCCUUUCUUAGCGAGAAUGUAGUAAGAACCGCGCGUUGCGUCGUGGUACGUUUUCGAACAUUUGUACCGACUUUCCUCGGCAGCGUAUAUACAUAUAUUACGUACAUUAUGUUAUUUGCGAGUGCGACUACAUGUUCAUCGAGACGCAUCCUCAUCGAUUAAAUUAAAAGAAGCCGUAAUGUGUAAAGAAUUUUCUGAGGUAUUAGCGGCGAGGAGCUUUAGUUUAAUGCUUUAGAAAAUCGUCCUCGGUAGCAGUUUUUAUUUAAUCCGCGAACUUCUUAUUUAUGACGAGUACCACUCUAGUAUGGGUUUAAUAAAUAUCUGUGAAAAUUCA
This is a messenger RNA of Odontomachus brunneus, 3528 nucleotides long. RefSeq names its product protein pinocchio (gene Pino). The record is from RefSeq and is a predicted model, not a curated record. The transcript is spliced from 6 exons. NCBI's taxonomy places the organism in Eukaryota, Metazoa, Arthropoda, Insecta, Hymenoptera, Formicidae. The coding region runs from base 212 to 811 and encodes 199 amino acids.